AUGGGAUUUAUACUGUCCAGGCUGUACAGAGGGCCCGCCUUCUUUAUUCUUAUACUCAAGCCAGGAUCGGCCAAGACAUAUGCAGUUGUCGACGAGUUUUUCGGCCACUUUCUGUCGAGGUUUAAAGUCACAUACCGGCACACAAGCGAGUACUUUACAUACAACAAGCUUUCCUCGCGGGGGAAAAGUCUUUCGAUACUGGAGAUGCACGACGAAAACUACUCUAGCCUGUUCUGGGACUGCGUAACGGGGAUGCACUCCAUCAUGUACUUCAUUGACAUUCUCACGCGCGAAAACAUGCUGGAAGUAAUUGGGCAGCUGAAGUGCAUAAAAGAUGCAAACCAAAGCGCGUCCAUCCUCCUUAUUAUUAUAAAAAAUAACGUGGAAACGGAAGAGUACGCCAGCUUCAAAUUAGGCCUGGCAAAGGCCCUAGACGGCAUAAACUACAAAAUUAUAGAAAGCUCUCCUGUGAUGCCCAUGGGCUCGCCUAUGAUGGCAGACCAGAUUUUCCAGGGCGUCUCUUGGGCGCUCAACCAGACGGAGUAA
This is a messenger RNA of Nematocida major, 546 nucleotides long. RefSeq lists its product as uncharacterized. The record is from RefSeq and is a predicted model, not a curated record. NCBI's taxonomy places the organism in Eukaryota, Fungi, Microsporidia. The coding region runs from base 1 to 546 and encodes 181 amino acids. The transcript has a single exon.